Messenger RNA from Coffea arabica (coffee), 1404 nucleotides. RefSeq names its product probable magnesium transporter NIPA9. Gene Ontology annotation, cellular component: membrane. NCBI's taxonomy places the organism in Eukaryota, Viridiplantae, Streptophyta, Magnoliopsida, Gentianales, Rubiaceae. The record is from RefSeq and is a predicted model, not a curated record. Gene Ontology annotation, molecular function: magnesium ion transmembrane transporter activity. Gene Ontology annotation, biological process: magnesium ion transport.
GAAAGCAGCUGAAGAGACCUUUGAAAGCAAAAGCCUUGGGAACGUAUUGAUAACAGGAAAUCCCACCGGCCACCUCAUUAAAUCUGGCAAGUACAAGUAUAACCCAGUUCCCUGGUGUGCUCGGGAAAAGAUUGGCCGCGAAAAGAUGUGGGAAUCGAUCUGCCUAACCAUAGCAGCUACCGCCGGUAACAACAUCGGCAAAGUUCUUCAGAAAAAGGGCACCCUUAUUCUUCCCCCUAUUUCCUUCAAGCUCAAGGUAAUAAAAGCAUAUGCUUUUAACAAAGCUUGGGUUAUGGGUUUUCUGCUGGAUAUUUUUGGAGCCAUGUUGAUGUUGCGAGCACUAUCCCUAGCUCCUGUGUCUGUUAUUCAACCAGUUUCUGGCUGUGGACUUGCCAUACUUUCAAUAUUUUCCCAUUUUUAUUUAAAGGAGAUCAUGAAUGCUGUUGACUGGAUUGGAAUAGUUUUGGCUGGCAUUGGAACCAUAGGUGUUGGUGCUGGAGGAGAGGAGCAAAAGUCAUCGUCAAUCUCAAUGUUCCGUAUACUUUGGCUAGCAUGUGCUGUUGCAAUCUUGUUUGUCCUUCUUAAUGGAUGGCAGCGAAUGUACAGAAGGCAAAGAAGGGAGCACGAAUUGAUGCAGUAUGAAGUUGUUGAGGAAAUAAUUUAUGGCUUGGAAUCUGGCAUCUUAUUUGGGAUUUCAUCUGUGGUGUCAAAGAUGGGCUUUGUACUAUUGGAGCAGGGCUUCUCCCACUUACUGGUCCCCAUUUGUAUUUUAAUGAGUAUAUGCUGCAGUGCUUCUGGUUUUGUUUACCAGACACGUGGCUUGAAGCAUGGGAGGGCCAUUGUGGUGUCCACAUGUGCUGCUGUUGCAUCAAUUGUGACUGGUGUACUGGCUGGAAUGCUUGCUUUAGGUGAACGAUUGCCUGAAGCACCCAUUGCUCGUCUCUGUCUUUUACUUGGAUGGUUAUUGAUUAUAUCCGGCGUGGUUCUACUAGUAACUUCAGCAAGGCUGGUGCGGUACCUUCCACGCCCUUGGCGACGUGUUUUACGAAGCAGUGUUGAGAGGAACGUUGGCAUUAGGCAUUCCAGUUCCAUCCGUGGUAGAGAACAGAGUCCAAGUACUGUUAUUCAAGCGUCUGCAUUACAUCAUUUGAUAACAUCUCCUAAAGAGAAAGCUUAAAUUGAUUAACACUGCACCCAGUUAGCAUGCACCAAAUUUUUUUGUAAAUGAGCUUGAUUUUGACUUGACAUAAUUUUUGGUGUUUUUGGUUCUGGAGUGUAUAGAGCACAACCGCAUGUUACAAGUGAUACUAAGGGUGAAGUUCACUAUGAUGAGCAUUUUAGGGCAUGCUCGUAUAAGCCUAUUUCAAAAGAGUUUCAGUUGAUUCCUUUGCUGUCUUAUACGCA